Molecule: messenger RNA, 3183 nt
Organism: Belonocnema kinseyi
Lineage: Eukaryota; Metazoa; Arthropoda; Insecta; Hymenoptera; Cynipidae
Exons: 2
Coding region: 1-3183 (1060 amino acids)
Source: RefSeq, a predicted model, not a curated record
AUGAUCCACAAUGAUCCUGACUUACCAACCAUACAAAAAUUACAUUAUCUAAAGGGCUGUGUCACCGGUGAUGCAGCCAACAUAAUCUCGUCCCUUGAAACAUCAACCGAAAAUUACAAGGUAGCUUGGGAUCUCCUAAAAAAUCGCUAUCAUAAUAAAAAAUUCAUCAUUGACAGUCACGUAAAAUCACUUUUCGAAAUACCGUGCAUGUUCAAAGACUUUUCAAUCCGCGCGUUGUACGAUAAAAUUCAAAAGCACAUUCGAGCACUUCGCGCAUUAUCAGUCGAAGUAGAUAAGUGGGAUUCCAUAAUUAUCCACCUGAUCAAAGGGAAAUUAAGCAAUUACAUAAUUGAAAAAUGGGAAGAGUCUAACAGCAAUGAAGACUUACCCACCUUGCAAAUCAUAUUAGAUUUCUUAGAGCGUCGCUCCCAAAUUGAGGAGCCAAGGGCAGCUAUUAAUCAAACACAAAAUCAAAAGGCUUUAAAUCCAAAAUGCAAUACCAAUUCACGUCAGGGUUCGCGUUCACAAUUUCAUUUUACAGGUGCUACCACAGCAUCGCCCGCGAGUUCAAAUAGCUCUCAGACAAAUAACAAUGCCUUCAAAAUAUCAUGUUAUGUUUGUAAAGGUGAACAUGGGGUUUACGCUUGUAGUCAAUUUUUAAACUUGUCACCCAAAGAGCGGUACGAAGCAGCAAAAAGAAUUUCUUUAUGCCCUAACUGCCUUCGCGGGAAUCAUCAUUUAAAAAAUUGUGUAUCGAGUGGGUGCCGAAAAUGUGGAAAGAGAUACAAUUCUCUCUUACACUUUGAGAAUCCCAGAUCUGAUAACCGUUCAAAUCCAAGUGCAUCACAACCACAUCAACCUGAUAAUUCAAAACACCCAAAUCCUGCACCUGUUUCUAGUUACCAGCUCGUGAUUCCUUCUCAAGUGGUUUUGGCCACGGCCGUUGUCGAAGUCCUCGAAAGUCAAGGGAAUUCAUACCCAUGCCGCAUAAUGUUAGAUGGAGGUUCUCAACCUCACAUUAUCACUGAACGCUUAGCAAACAAAUUACGUUUAAAAAGAACCCUAGUCGAUAUUCCUCUUGGAGCAAUUGAUAAUCUCUCCACCACAGUCAAGCAUACGACAAAUGUCACAAUCAAGUCUCGUUAUACAAAUUUACUAUGUUAUCUGUCACUUUUCAUUGUUCAAACGAUCGGUACUACAAUGCCUUCAAUUCCAAUUAACCGAAACUCCAUUUCAACCCCACACAAUCUCUUUUUAGCCGAUCCAGAUUUUCACAUUUCAGCCGAAAUAGACAUGAUUCUGGGUGCUCAAUACUUUUAUCAUUUCUUGCGAACUGGAAAAAUUUCAAUUGUAGAUCACCCAGCCGUUUUUCAAGAAACGGAGUUCGGUUGGGUAGUAGCAGGAAUUUUCAACCACAAACGCGUAAAAGAAAGCAAAAUCUAUUGCAAUUAUACAAACUUCUCUGACUUGUCUCUUUUGUGGGAAUUAAAUUCACCUACUUCAACUUCGUCGCGCUCGAAAGAAGAGAAAGCUUGCGAAAUGCAUUACACAAAAACCACACAUCGCAAUAAAUCAGGUCGUUAUACUGUUCAACUACCAUUUAAUAACAAAAUUUUCGAUCUAGGAGAAUCACGCCGUUCAGCUCUCAUUAGAUUUCAGUCUCUCGAAAAUAAGUUUAAAAAAGAUCCAACACUCAGAGAACAAUACGUAAAAUGUAUUAAAAGUUAUUUAGAUGAGGGACACAAGACACCCUUAUUAAAUGAGACAGACAUGCAUCGCGGAUUUUAUCUUCCACACCACGCGGUCAUAGAAACUAAUAGUCUUACAACAAAAACGCGCGUCGUUUUUGAUGGAUCUUGCAAAUCCUCAACAGGAAUUUCACUUAAUGAUACGAUGAUGGUCGGUCCUACAAUACAGGACGAUCUUUUUUCAACAUUCACACGAUUCAGGACAUUUAGUUUUGCGCUUACAGCCGAUAUAGAACAAAUGUACCGGCAAAUUAAAUUGUACGAUGAUCACAGAUUUUUUCAAAAAAUUUUCUGGCAUGAGAAUUCCAGCAAGCCACUUAAGGUUUACACACUAAACACUGUUACUUUUGGCACCGCAUCCGCGUCUUUUCUUGCAGUACGCACUCUUCAGCAAUUAGCUGACGAUGAACGCGAAAAUUAUCCUCGAGCAGCAGCGAUUCUGAAACGUGAUUUUUAUGUAGAUGACCUGCUGACAGGUGCGAGCACAUUUGAAGAAGCUCUCUCUCUUCGAGACAAUUUAAUCGAGCUCCUACACAAGGGAGGAUUCAACCUCCGAAAAUGGGGAUCGAAUGAUCCCAAACUCACUGUCAAUUUUAAAAAUGAUUCUCGUGACACACACAUGUCGUUAGAUCCCACGGAGGCUGUUAAGACUCUAGAUUCAACAAUCACACUACACUGGAUUAAUACUCCAUCUCACACCUUAAAAACAUUUGUAGCUAACCGCGUAGCGGAGAUUCAAACUCAUUCAAAUCCAUGUGAUUGGAAACACGUCCUAACACAUGAUAAUCCAGCAGAUUUAGUUUCUCGCGGGCAAACAGCUCAUGAAUUUCUCAAUGCUGAUAUUUGGCAGCGUGGGCCAAGUUGGCUCUCUCAAAAUGACGAUAAAUGGCCUCAAUUGAAACUUCACACGGGUGAAGUUCCUGAGCUUAGAAAAAUUCCAGAGGUCGUCUCUUUCAAACUAGCAAUUCAAGAUUUAAGCAUUUUAGAAAAAUACUCAUCACUCAAAACACUCAAGGGCGUACUCGCAUAUUGCUUAAGAUUUAUUCAUAACUCACGAAAUAAAAAUAGAAUUACAGGCCCUUUAUCCCAAGCUGAACUUGAAACUUCCGAGCUUAAAAUCAUUCAGUUAACACAAUCGUAUGCAUUUUCAAAGGAAAUUUGCGAUCUUUCACGCAACAAACAAGUAGAUAAAAAAAGUGGUUUGCUUUCUUUAAAUCCAUUUCUUGACCAAGGAAUUCUCAAGGUCGGAGGGAGGCUCGAGUACGCUCAAAUUUCCGAAAAUCAAAAACACCCGAUUGUCCAUCCAAAAAAUCACCACAUUACGAGACUGAUAAUUCGCGAAGAACAUGUCCAAAAAAUGCAUGCAGGUACUCAAACUAACUUGUAUGGAGUCCGCGAGAAAUAUUGGCCAAUUGAUGGUCGAAAUGUUACAUGA